Molecule: messenger RNA, 3083 nt
Organism: Cladophialophora immunda
Lineage: Eukaryota; Fungi; Ascomycota; Eurotiomycetes; Chaetothyriales; Herpotrichiellaceae
Product: translation initiation factor RLI1
Exons: 6
Coding region: 245-2059 (604 amino acids)
Biological process (GO): ribosomal subunit export from nucleus; translational termination; translational initiation
Molecular function (GO): ATP hydrolysis activity; ATP binding; iron ion binding
Source: RefSeq, a predicted model, not a curated record
CGAGGACCAUUUCUGCCCGUCCACAAUUCACAGCCCUCAUUCAAUUCACUCUCUCACCGCACUCUCAAUCAACCACAAUAGCCACCUGGCAGGUCAGUUGGCUGCUGCUAUUGUUGGCGGUGACCCAUUUACGCAAAUUUUCCCAAUUUCCCUUGUUCAAACUUCUCUUCUUCCCACAGCGUCGUUUCUUUCAGCCAUCUGCAACUAGUUCCUCCACCAUCGGUCCCCCUCAACUCGAGCCACAAUGGCGGACAAAUUGACGAGAAUUGCAAUUGUCAAUAGCGACAAGUGCAAGCCAAAGAAAUGCCGUCAAGAAUGCAAGAAAUCAUGCCCUGUUGUCCGAACCGGCAAACUGUGCAUCGAAGUCACCCCCGAGUCCAAAAUCGCAUACAUCUCGGAAAUGCUGUGCAUCGGCUGCGGUAUCUGCCCCAAGAAAUGCCCGUUUGGUGCCAUUCAUAUCAUCAAUCUGCCAACAAAUCUUGAAACCCAAGUCACCCACCGAUAUUCGGCAAACAGCUUCAAGUUGCACAGACUGCCUAUGCCACGGCCUGGUCAGGUUUUGGGAUUGGUGGGGACAAACGGUAUCGGAAAGAGUACAGCCUUGAAGAUUCUCAGUGGCAAGUUGAAACCCAACUUGGGGCGAUAUGACAACCCACCGGAUUGGGAAGAGAUCCUGAGAUACUUCCGUGGAUCUGAAUUGCAGAACUACUUCACAAAAGUACUCGAAGACAAUCUCAAAGCCAUCGUCAAGCCACAAUAUGUGGAUCAACUCCCACGCGCCAUCAAGGGCCCAGUGAAGACAGUCAAGCCGCUCAUUGAAGCCAAGUCCGAAUUGGGCAAUCUCAACCACAUCAUGGAUGUGCUCGAGCUGAAUGCUGUUUCCGACCGAGAGAUUGGUCUUCUCUCUGGUGGAGAGUUGCAGCGGUUUGCUAUUGCCCUCGUUUGCGUCCAAAAGGCGGAUGUCUACAUGUUUGAUGAACCCUCGUCAUACCUUGAUGUCAAACAACGUCUCAGCGCCGCCAGGACCAUUCGCGAACUGCUCAGACCCGAUGACUAUGUUAUUGUCGUCGAACACGAUCUGUCAGUCCUUGACUAUCUGUCCGAUUUCAUCUGUGUCCUCUACGGUAGACCUGCUGUGUAUGGAGUGGUUACUCUUCCUGCCUCGGUUCGGGAAGGCAUCAACAUCUUCCUUGAUGGCAACAUACCCACCGAGAACUUGCGUUUCCGUGAGGAAAGCCUGACCUUCCGCAUCGCCGAAGCCGGUGAGGACUAUAUGGUCGACAAAGCCCGUGCCUUUGAAUACCCCUCGAUGGAGAAGACUCUCGGCUCGUUCCAUUUGAAGAUCCAAAAGGGAAAGUUCACCGACUCCGAAAUCAUUGUCAUGAUGGGCGAGAAUGGUACUGGCAAAACGACCUUCUGCAAGUUGCUCGCUGGCGUGGAGAAGCCCGAUGGCACUCAGAAGGUCCCCGCCAUGAACAUUUCGAUGAAACCGCAAAAGAUCACUCCCAAGUUCCAGGGCACUGUCCGCCAGCUUUUCUUCAAGCGAAUCAAGGCCUCCUUCUUGAACCCGCAGUUCCAGACUGAUGUCUACAAGCCUCUCAAGAUCGACGACUUCAUCGACCAGGAAGUGCAGAACCUGUCUGGGGGUGAGUUGCAACGUGUGGCGAUUGUCUUGGCACUCGGUCUUCCGGCAGACAUCUACUUGAUCGAUGAGCCUUCCGCCUACCUGGAUUCCGAGCAACGUAUCAUCGCCGCGCGUGUGAUCAAACGCUUCAUCAUGCACAGCAAGAAAACGGCCUUCGUUGUCGAACACGACUUCAUCAUGGCCACCUACCUUGCCGAUCGUGUCAUCGUGUUUGACGGCAAACCUUCCGUGGACGCCCGUGCCAACACCCCGGAAUCCCUGCUGACCGGCUGCAACAAGUUCCUCAAGAACUUGGAUGUCACCUUCCGCCGGGACCCCAACUCGUACCGUCCACGUAUCAAUAAGUACCAAUCCCAAUUGGACCAAGAGCAGAAACUAUCCGGGAACUACUUCUUCCUGGAGGAAACGAGUUGAAAUUUUCCUUGAACAUUCGCGAAGGGCAUCUUCAAGAAUGAACGCGAUCAUCGACGCAAUGAUCGUCAUGACGAACACCACGAGCAUGAACGCCAGCACCAGCAUCACGAGAAUAAGAAUGACGAAUGUAACGAACCUUUCGACGCCGGGGCGGCCUCAAGGCUGAAAAGCACGGGUAAAAGUGCCAAAAAGCGCCGAGGUGGAGUCGUCGUCUCGGACGAUGACGAGGCUGAGGACCAUGACAAUGAGGACGAGGCUGACUGUAGGUGGUUGCGGCGGCGGAACACGACUUGUUGGGUUGUGUGCUUCUCGCCAUGUACCGGCUGUCUCAGAGGCCUCUUGGCUGCUUUGAUGGGUCAAAAUCGAGAUCGAGUCGGUCAUCACUUACGAGAAGCACAGCUCUGAGUCCAGCUUGGAUCGGCCACCGCCGAUCGGACUAGCCAUCGACAUGUGGUAUCCUGGGUUGCUUUACCAAAAUCCACUUGGCGUCCAACGUCCGACAUGAAGUUGUAACGGCUCCGACAGAGCAUGGAAGACCGAAAGGGUCAACGUAAGGGUGAGGUCGGCUACGGCGAAGAAACGUCUCCUGCCCGCCGGACCAGAGGGAGGAGGAAGCGUCCUGGCUUUCAUUGGGAAACUGGGACAGAAGAGUAUAUUACAGGAUCGCCAUCAUUCGAAACACGAAGGGAAGAUCGGUGCAGUAGUGAGAGAUAAAGCGGCGGCUUCGUGUUGCAGGGGAUUGGAUUGACCCGUAGUCAUUCAUUCACUCGUCCAGACGGACGCCAGACGGAUACGAACAAAUAUCUAUCGCUUCCAGAAAAGGGUACCUUGAUCUCUCAGCGUCCCUGCCUUGGACGUUUCCCUUUUCGUGCGUCAGUACUGCGCCCAAUUCCUCGCCUGUGCUAUAUAUCGUGGGUGAUGGUGGUGGUGGUUGUCCUCUGGACGCUCAUGCCUGGAUCCCCGGACCCCUACCCCUCGAUCCCAAAGUUCCCCAGUUCCCAACCGCCCGACCGAUCCAUUACAC